AUGGUGAACAUCAUGCUGGUCCGUUACACUGAAGACAUUAUUCUUACUGGACCUGGUGAUCAAGAGGCCUGGCGCAAGCGCUGGUUUGUCCUCCGGCGGGGCCGCAUGAGUGGCAACCCUGAUGUCCUGGAGUACUACCGGAACAAACACUCGAGCAAGCCCAUCCGUGUGAUAGAUCUCAAUGAGUGUGCAGUAUGGAAGCACGCGGGCCCUGACUUCGUUCGGAAGGAAUUUCUGAAUCAUUUCGUGUUUACUGUUAAGACUGCUUCUCGGACCUACUAUCUGGUGGCCAAGACCGAGGUGGAAAUGCUGGUGUGGAUACACAGCAUCAGUGAGGUCUGCAACCUUGUCAACGUGGAGGAUGGUACAGAUUCCGCGGACAGCCACUAUCGCACGCCCUCCUCCUCCCUCCAGCCAUCCUCUGCCAGCUCCCUUCACACCGCCCCUACUGUCAGCUCCUCUUUGCCAAGAGAUGACCCAAGAACUAAUACCGUAGCCACUGAGAAAACCAGAAGUGAGUCAGAGUUUCUAAACUCCCUUCCUGAUUAUCUGAUUCUGUCCAACUGUGAGACUGGAAGGCCACACCAUGCCAGUCUACCCACCAGAUGUGAUAGCUGGUCAAACUCAGACCGUUUAUCGGGACAGACUUCAUACGAUGACGUUUUUGUUGACUACCUGAAGCCGCCGCCCCCCAGGUGCUUGGGCUACCACGGGAAGGAGUGUCAGCAGAAACUUUCCGCCAAGUCUCAGGCCACCCUCACCCGGAGUAGAGAUUCCAGUGGGCCGUAUAAGAACCUCUUGACUUCACCGUUGGUAGAAACGUCCUUAAAUGCCACCAUUGACGUAGAUAAAAACCGAGGUUCCUUGCCCUACGGGACAAAAGAACUAGACUUAAUGUACAACACGCCACCUCCCCGCCCACCUAAGCCGAGCUACCUGUUCGAACGGCGCCAAGAGGAGCAGCUGUGGUGUGGGCACAGCAACUGCAGGAGGCCAGAAAGCACUACGACACCGAGAAGAACCUCUCUCCCUGGUUUAGAUAACAUGAGAACCUUGAAAGCUGACGUGGAAGGCCAAUCAAGACACCAAGACAAGCGCCUUAGUUUAAAUUUGUGCAACUCUGACGACUACAUCCCGAUGAACGGAGGAUGCUUCUCUAGCCCACUGCCUAUGCUGCCUGCAAACAUGGAGCCUCCCCCAGUGAAUAGAGAUCUCAAGCCUGAGAGGAAAGCGCGACUACCUCCCACGGACCAGAACAGCUUCUCUACCAUUCGAGAACAUGCGUCUCUAACCAGGACCCACACCGCGCCUUGCACUCGGACCAGCUAUCUCCCUCCAGAAAGAAAUAGCAUUAGUUCUGCAAGAUAUGCCAAUUCUGCUUCCAGAAAAGAGGACGAAAUCUACAUCCGAAUGGAUGGACACCGAACAACCAACUCCGUGAGCAGUGGUGCUGUGACGUGGAAGAAGAAAUGCAGCCUGGAUUAUUUAGCCCUGGACUUCAAUACGGUGUCGCCAGUCCCUGCACAGCAGAAGAAACCUCUUUCAGAAGAUCACAAAGUCGACUACGUGCAAGUGGAUGAGCAGAAGACGCAGGCUCUCCAGAACACCAAGCAGGAGUGGACAGACGAGAGGCAAUCCAGAGUGUGA
Molecule: messenger RNA, 1647 nt
Organism: Pteropus alecto (black flying fox)
Lineage: Eukaryota; Metazoa; Chordata; Mammalia; Chiroptera; Pteropodidae
Gene: GAB3
Product: GRB2 associated binding protein 3
Exons: 10
Coding region: 1-1647 (548 amino acids)
Source: RefSeq, a predicted model, not a curated record